Pyrus x bretschneideri (Chinese white pear) is the source of this 1685-nucleotide messenger RNA. Its product is annotated as aldehyde oxidase GLOX. Bases 1 to 1668 code for a protein of 555 amino acids. The transcript has a single exon. The record is from RefSeq and is a predicted model, not a curated record. NCBI's taxonomy places the organism in Eukaryota, Viridiplantae, Streptophyta, Magnoliopsida, Rosales, Rosaceae.
AUGAACAUUCUCAUUUUCUUCCUAAUUUUAACCUCACAAAUAAUCUACAAUCUUCCAAUAACUUCAUCCCAAUUAACUGAUCCCCCUCCCUACUCCGGCAACCAAGGCCAAUGGCGCCUUCUCCACUCCUCCGUCGGCAUCUCCGCCAUGCACAUGCAACUCCUACGUACCAACAAAGUCAUCAUGUUCGACCGCACCGAUUACGGCCCUUCCAACAUCUCCCUCCCCCGCGGCCAAUGCCGCCACGACCCCAACGACGCCGCCCUCAAAGUAGACUGCACGGCUCACUCCAUCCUCUAUGACCUCGGCUCAAACACAUUUCGCCCCCUCACCGUCCACACCGAUACAUGGUGCUCCUCCGGUUCCGUCCUCCCUGACGGAACUCUCGUCCAGACCGGCGGAUACAACGACGGCGACCGCGUCGUCCGCACGUUCUCUCCAUGCAACAACGACAAUUGUGAUUGGCUCGAGCUGCCGAACUAUUUAAUACAACGUAGGUGGUACGCUACUAAUCAAAUACUACCGGACGGCCGUGUAAUCAUUGUCGGCGGCCGCCAGCAAUUUAAUUACGAAUUUUAUCCUCGGAGUUCCCAAAACCAAGGUGGGCCCCGCACAAUCCGGCUCGAAUUUUUGAGACAAACUACGGACCAAGACGAAAACAAUUUGUACCCAUUUCUCCACUUGUUACCGGACGGAAAUUUAUUUAUUUUCGCCAACACAAAAUCUAUAAUCUUCGAUUACAGCCAAAACGCAGUCGUCCGAGAGCUCCCCAACAUCCCCGGCGGGGACCCACGUAACUAUCCGAGCACGGGCUCGUCAGUUUUGCUUCCACUAGACGAAAACACACCCAACGGAAGCAUAGAAGUCGAGAUAAUGGUCUGCGGCGGUGCGCCGCGGAACUCGUACGUGCUCGCGUUACACGGAGAGUUCAUCAACGCGCUUGGCACCUGCGGGCGGCUCAACGUGUACGACCCGAACCCGAGGUGGGUCGUGGAGCUUAUGCCGGUUCCUCGAGUCAUGGCUGAUAUGCUUCUUCUGCCGACCGGAGACGUCGUCAUCAUAAACGGUGCCGCACAAGGAGCGGCCGGUUGGGAAAACGGGCGCGAUCCGGUUACCACACCUGUCAUUUACAGGCCGUCAGAGGUUCUGAACCACAGGUUUUCGGUCAUGAUCGGUUCGCCGAGAGCGAGACUGUACCAUUCCACGGCUGUCCUGGUACCUGACGGCCGGAUUUUGGUCGGCGGAAGCAAUCCGCACGCUUACUACAACUUCACCGGCGUCGAGUACCCGACUGAUCUGAGCCUGGAGGCGUUUUCACCGCCGUAUUUGUCGGAGGAGUACGACCUGGUUCGGCCGAGGAUAGCUGCGAUAGACGUGGUUUUCGGGUACCGGCAGUUGAUUUCUGUCGAGAUAUUGGUGCCGGAGUCUCUGUCGGUGAGGGUUUUGUCGGUGAGAUUGGUUGCUCCGUCGUUUACGACGCACUCAUUUGCGAUGAAUCAGAGGAUGGUGAUAUUGAAGCUGAUCGGAGUGACGCACGUGGCGGCGGGUACGUAUAGGGUGAACUUGGUGGGGCCGUCGACGGCGGAGAUUGCGCCACCGGGUUAUUAUCUGCUGUUUGUGGUGCACGCCGAUAUUCCUAGCUCCGCUGCAUGGGUGAGGGUGCAGUGAAUCAGUGACUGACAAUG